Papilio polytes (common Mormon) is the source of this 1221-nucleotide messenger RNA. RefSeq names its product tetraspanning orphan receptor. Gene Ontology annotation, cellular component: lysosomal membrane. The transcript is spliced from 7 exons. Bases 181 to 1152 code for a protein of 323 amino acids. The record is from RefSeq and is a predicted model, not a curated record. NCBI's taxonomy places the organism in Eukaryota, Metazoa, Arthropoda, Insecta, Lepidoptera, Papilionidae.
UGAAUUGCAAAUGUCAGUGUAAUGAUUUUGUGAGAUUUUUAUUUGUAUUUGCUUAUCUUAUUUGAAUACAUAUAUUUGUAUUAUUUAGUCUAACGCAUUUAUCUAUAUACUUUGUAAAUACUGCAGAUCGCUUUCAUCUUCUCGAAUCAGUUUUAUUGCUUGAUUAUAGAAGUUGCAAAAAUGUUACGGCUCCGUCCCAAGUUGGGAAGUGACCGCAACAACGAAUGGCGUUGUUGCUUCUGUCUGCAUGUGCGCACCGGCACCAUCUUGCUUGGUACAUGGCAUCUGAUGCUACAUUUGGUAGCUUUGGGAUUCCUGGCGGCGAUCGUGCGCGACCCUCGCCUGCUGGAGGAGCUGGAGCGUGACUCUGCGCCAGCGGACUGGGGCGAGCUGGGCGCGGCCAUGCCCACUCCGCUCUCCAACGUGGAGUCGCCGCCCAGCCCCUUCCCGCAGCACGGCAACCAGCCCCGAGACUAUAGCUUGAUUUACAAUGAUGUGGAUCUUGGUGCACUGGUUACCCUUUGUACUCUGGUGAUCACACUCUUCCUGAUCUACGGCGCUUCCCGCGGUAAGCCAGUGCACCUGCUGCCGUUCUUCUGCCUGCAAAUAUUCGACUUUGCUAUCACUGUUAUGACGGCUACCGGGUACCUGUGCCACUUGCGCUCCAUCCACCACCUGAUCGCGGAGACGAAGCGCGUGCCGUGGCGCGCGCAGCUGCUGCAGCUCUCCACGCCCACGCUCACCCUCAUCGUGCUCGGCGCCAUACUGCUCGCUAUUCUCAUCAAGCUGUACUGCCUGCGCGUGGUGUGGCGCUGCUUCAAGUACCUGUCGAUGCUGUCGAUCCCCGCGCUGAGCCCCUUCGUGAUCUCCAGCGAGGCCGCGAGCCCCGGCCCCGUGCCCUACGCGCCCGCGCCCUACUCCAGCCUGCUGCCCGACUACGAGGAAGCCGUCAAACAGACCCCCCCGCCCUCCUACCGCGCUGCCACCCUCAUGGCUGUUAUCGAUCCUAAUGUGGUUACCGCUGAAGUAUCCGCCGCCCCCGCCCCCGCCCCAGCCGCUGCUGCCCCCGCCCCCGCCGCCGCCGCCCCCCCGCAGCAGUCCACCGACACAGUCGUGAUGCUGCCGCAGCAAGGAGCGCACGUGCGCGUCUGAAUCUCUUCAUUAAUAUUACCAUACGGCAAAUGCCAUUAUAUUAUUGUUCGAGUAGAAAAAAAAAAAAAA